This is a messenger RNA of Budorcas taxicolor (takin), 1246 nucleotides long. RefSeq names its product sorting nexin 22 (gene SNX22). Bases 1 to 582 code for a protein of 193 amino acids. The transcript is spliced from 7 exons. The record is from RefSeq and is a predicted model, not a curated record. NCBI's taxonomy places the organism in Eukaryota, Metazoa, Chordata, Mammalia, Artiodactyla, Bovidae. Gene Ontology annotation, molecular function: phosphatidylinositol phosphate binding.
AUGCUGGAAGUUCACAUCCCGUCGGCGGGGCCCGAGGCCGAGGGCACCCGGCAGAGCCCCGAGAAAGGCCACAUGGUGUUCCGAGUGGAGGUACUGUGCCGCGGGCGCAGACACGUCGUGCAGAGGCGCUACAGCGAGUUCCACGCGCUCCACAAGCGGAUCAAGAAACUGUACAAAGUGCCGGACUUCCCCUCGAAACGCCUGCCCAACUGGAGGACCAGAGGGCUGGAGCAGCGGCGGCAGGGCUUGGAGGCCUAUAUCCAGGGCAUCCUAUAUUUGAACCAGGAUGUGCCCAAGGAACUACUGGAAUUCCUGAGUCUCCGGCACUGGCCCACAGACCCCAAGGCAGGCAACUGGGGCUCCCUGGGGGAGUGCCUGCCUGGCAACAACGGCUCGCAGCUGUAUCACCGGCCUGUCGUCAGCUUCCCCAUGGAUCCUUACAUUUGCAUCCCAUCCCCAGAGCCUCUGCCCAACGUGGUGGUGCACGGUGUGCUCCAGGGCCUCUAUGGCUUCAAUGCCAGCACAGCCGAAGCCCAGCCGGAGGCCGCCCGUCACCCUGCUCCAAUGCCACUGACGCCCUGACCAGCGCAGCUUUUAGGCCACCUGCCAGAACAAUCAUGUGCCUCAGUCCUCAAGCUGGGUCACCCUUGGCCUGGACCCAGGACUCGCCAAUCUCCACCCCUCUGGGCUCAGAACUCAGCUGCACUGGUAUCUGAGGUAGUGGAAUCCUAGAACUUAGGGGCCAGAGCAGGGACAAGAGAGAGUAGGGAAUCAAGGGAGAAUUCCUUUAUAACUUUCAUAGCCCACCAAUCUGCCUGCACUGCAGGACACUCAGGUUCGGGAAGAUCCCCUAGAAAAGGGAAUGGCAACCCACUCUAGUAUUGCCUAGAGGACCCCAUGGACAGAGGAGUCGAGUGGCCUACAGUCCAUGGGGUUGCAAAGAGUCAGACACUGAGUGACCAGCACUUUCAUGAAAAGGUGCAGGUGCAUGCUCUCCCCUCCCCCUACACUAGGAGGAGGGGAGGGCGUGCAAAGGUUGAGGCUCAGCAGCUGGCGAAGUUUCGAAGCCAAGUGGCAGAAGCUCCGCCUUGAGGUUUUGUGCACAACACCUGGGGAAGGGUGCAGGCGCCCGAGGAGGGGACUGGCACCACUGCCACAGGGGCCCCAGUCCAGCUGGCGCUAGACUUGGAAGGAGUUGCUGAAGGGCCCAGAACCCAGCGCAUACACAGAUUACUAAAAAAAAAAA